This is a messenger RNA of Vitis riparia (riverbank grape), 829 nucleotides long. RefSeq names its product protein LURP-one-related 7-like. The transcript is spliced from 4 exons. The coding region runs from base 139 to 639 and encodes 166 amino acids. Lineage: Eukaryota; Viridiplantae; Streptophyta; Magnoliopsida; Vitales; Vitaceae. The record is from RefSeq and is a predicted model, not a curated record.
GGUCAUCUUUAAACCGACCAACAACUUCCUGACUUUUCUUUUCUCUUUUUAACUUCUCCCUUUUUUGCCGAUUCGAAAUAUUCUUGACGAAUAAGUCCAUUCCAUUUUUGGUUCACCUUCGCGGAGGAUCUCAUCUCCAUGGCUUCUUCAGCUCUGGCGUACCCUUCAGAUUUCCAAAUUCCGUUCGAUCUCUUCAUCUCCAAGAAACAUCCCGGCCUUCCACGUGGCUAUCUCGGGUUGAGUGCUCCUCGAUGCGCUGGCAAUCCCCUAAUUUCCAUGCGCGGCAGCCAUGAUGGAUCUUGGCAAUGCUUCAGAGGGGAUGGUAGUGGGGAGGAUUUGAUAUUCAGAGUUGAGAGAACACUGAAUACGCUUACGAGAACUGAGUUCAACAUAUUCCUCGGUGGUGCAAAUUGUGAAGACUCCACAGAUUUCAAGAUGAAAGGUUGCCCAUUCCAGAGGUCCUGCACCAUCUACAAAGGCAAUUCUAUAGUAGCACAGACUAGCCUCAUGUACAAGCUUGGGAAGGCUUUUGUUGGGAGGUGCAAAUUUCGACUAACCAUAUUUCCUGGGUCUGGUGAUCAUGCUGUGGUUGUGGCCUUGAUUGUAAUAUUUUUUGAUGGACGAAGAUUAAGUAACUGACCAAACAUAUAUGCCUAUCGUAGGUAUUUUUAUGUGUCUCUGUAUAAUGUUCGAGUCCAUUUCUCUUCUUGUUCUUUCCUAAGCUUACUACCACCUGAGAGCUUUUUCCACACUAAACAUAAAUGUCUCACAGAAACCUGAGUAUAAGAAUCCUGGUACUUCAUUAAAAUUUUAAGGAUCCAGUUUGGUA